AGGCGGGAGCCGGGGGAGGAUUUCAGUCGCCUCGAUCUGUCCCUGAUUUUCGACUCAUCGACAUACAAGCGGAACUUUUUCACACCUACUGGCUACAUUUUUUGUUGUCCGGACUCCGAGUCGGUAUUAGCAAACACCGCUAAUUGAUAAUUGCAUUUGGACCAGCUGUGUUUUUCACUGCGUGACUCCGACCACGACUCAGUUCGACUCUUCCAAGUACCGCCAACAGUUCCCGCACCAAAAAUCGGGUUCGGUCUCCGUACGGCAAGACGGUCAUCCUUCGAAGCCUAGUUACUCCUUUACCACGGAAAAACGGCGUUAAGGCUUGUGUUUCCAUCUUUCUUUUCUUCCAUAUAGACUACUUGGAUGGCUGAAGAGGUCGACUAUGAGGCACUCCCAUCCAACACAAGCCUUGGGGUCAACAUGCUCGCCGGAGCUCUGGCUGGCAUCACAGAGCACGCAGUCAUGUUCCCAGUAGACAGUAUAAAAACACGAAUGCAAGUUUUCGCUACGUCACCUGCCGCUGUUUACACAGGGAUCGGAAAUGCAUUCACUCGCAUAUCAUCUACGGAGGGGAUGCGAGCUUUGUGGCGAGGGGUCUCCUCAGUAAUAUUGGGUGCGGGACCAGCACAUGCGGUUCACUUUGGAACGUAUGAGGCCAUGAAGGAGUUGGGGGGUGGAAACUGCUGCUGGAAAUCAAUGGCUUGCAACCUGUAUGGCGCAUCCGCUACCAUUGCCAGCGAUGCCUUGAUGAAUCCAUUUGACGUCAUCAAGCAACGCAUGCAGGUGCACCAAUCGGAGUUCCGCUCCGUGUUUACCGCCAUGCGUGUCGUGUACCGGACGGAGGGUCUCUCCGCGUUUUAUGUCUCAUAUCCCACUACUCUGACGAUGUCGGUCCCCUUCACGGCCGUCCAAUUCACGGUCUACGAACAUAUGAAAAAGUUACUAAAUCCUUCGGGCGACUACUCACCCGUCACGCAUAUGAUCGCAGGUGGUAUGGCGGGCGGUGUGGCCGCAGGUGUCACUACUCCUCUGGAUGUCGCGAAAACCCUCUUGCAAACUAGAGGAACAUCACAUGAUGCCGAGAUACGAAGAGUAGGUGGAAUGCUGGAUGCGCUUCGUAUAAUAUGGAAGAGAGAUGGAAUAAAAGGUUUUGGACGUGGAAUGUCGCCACGGGUUUUGACGCACAUGCCUAGUAACGCGCUUUGUUGGCUAUCUUAUGAGUUUUUCAGUGAGUCCAUCCUCUCGUGAUUUGGUUCAACGUCCACUCAUAUUGCAAUUAUUUACAGAGGUUGCUAUUCGCGAGCAAUGACAGAUCGCGUCCUCCAUAGACAGUAAGGCACGAACCGUGCUUGCAUGAUCCACUUUAGUGCCGGUUCAUCACUAUCGCACCUAUCUCCGCUACAUUACUAUCAGGUUAUUCCAGUCAGCUGCCACAUAAUACUGACAGCCUUUGAGAUUCGCAUACUCUCGCAUUGACCUGUCAGGAAGCCUGCUAUUUCCGGAAGCUCAGCACAAGGCCAAUGAGAUUACUAUAGAUUGAUCGGCGAAUGUUACGUCCGUGUGCAAGCAAAAGAAUAGGUGUGGAUAACAAGCCAUGAUAAUCACCGACUGCGAUGUCAA
This is a messenger RNA of Suillus paluster, 1623 nucleotides long. RefSeq names its product mitochondrial carrier domain-containing protein. Gene Ontology annotation, biological process: iron import into the mitochondrion. Gene Ontology annotation, molecular function: ferrous iron transmembrane transporter activity. The coding region runs from base 367 to 1251 and encodes 294 amino acids. Gene Ontology annotation, cellular component: mitochondrial membrane. NCBI's taxonomy places the organism in Eukaryota, Fungi, Basidiomycota, Agaricomycetes, Boletales, Suillaceae. The transcript has 6 exons. The record is from RefSeq and is a predicted model, not a curated record.